Echinococcus granulosus is the source of this 1680-nucleotide messenger RNA. RefSeq names its product Splicing factor, arginine/serine-rich 17A. The record is from RefSeq and is a predicted model, not a curated record. The transcript has 6 exons. The coding region runs from base 1 to 1680 and encodes 559 amino acids. NCBI's taxonomy places the organism in Eukaryota, Metazoa, Platyhelminthes, Cestoda, Cyclophyllidea, Taeniidae.
AUGACAAAUAAAGCUAAAUUUGAGCACGAUGAACUAGGCGACAUUGAGGUUUUAUGCGAUUUACAUCAUAUUUACUUGAAACCAAUUUGUAAAGUACAUUUAACUGUUCAAAUUUCUGGUUUAAGUUGUAUUGGGGCACAGGGCAGGUGCUUAUCUACAUGGGAGGUUUCAGAAAAGCUGCGGCAGCUUUGUCCGUCUCUUCUUUCACCGCCUAUUCAGAUGAAAGUGACGGGUGCAACUGUUGACUUCGUCCGUUUUGUUGUUGAGCUCAACUCGAGAGUUGACGUCAGAAGAGUUAUUAAAGCUGCUGAUAGUCAGCGGAUAAAACUUAGUGGAUUCCCCCAAACUUUGCGAGUUCGCGCCGGAGAUGCGCCAAUCGAUUGUCCCCGCAAACACGAUUGGGAGGCUUUUUUCCGAGAUGCAAAGGAUAUGAACGAGUUGGUGCCAGGUGAACGCCCUGAUACCGUCGUCAUUUCCAAACUGCCGGUCCGUUGGUUCGCUCGUUCUAGCAGCACUACUAAAUUUCAACCAGAUCCCGAAAUUGUCGAGGAAGUUUUUAAGGUAAUUAACCUUGAAGUGACUUUCGUUUUUCUCAAUGGCCCUAUUAAUGGGAGUAUUCUCCAGAUAUAUGGCAAGAUCCGACGUAUCGAUAUCCCAAUGCUGGAUCCGUGUCAGAACCCACAGCUUUUGACAAAAAUGGGUCUUUCAGUGGACCAUGCCAGAACUUUCCUGUCCGACUUCGGUUACACGCUUUCUGCUGAGCCGGAUGCUGCUAUUUCGUCAUCCUCCUCUAUCUACGGUCACGACGGUUUUGGAAAAAUGGCUCCUUCAACAAUCAAACCGUUAUUUUUUGAUGAAAAACCCCUCACCUCUGUUGACUCCGCCUCCCCACUAACCUUCACGGUUUUUAUUCAAUACACCGACUAUUCGGGUUUUGCAGCGGCCAUGGAGGCUCUAAGGGGUAAGAAACUGAUAUACGCGCCUAAUGACAAGAAUAACGCGGAUUCACCGAAGUUCUUUUCUGCCGAAAUAAAGGUAAACUUUGAUCGAAGCAAACAUCUCUCUGACCUCUCUGUGCGCCGACGAAAAGCAGCGCGCAUUCAGCUGGAGGCUGCAGCUAUAGCGGCUGAGGAGGAGGCGCGUCGUUUGAGGGCCGAGCGUGAGGCUCGGACGAGGGAGCUGGCGGCGCAGGCGGAGGCUGAGGCACAACUGGCCGCCAAACGUGCUGAGGAGAAGAAAAGGGAAGAAACAAGGAAAGAGGAAUUGCUGCGUGCUCUGGCCAAACGUAUCAAGAGGGAGCGGGCGAAACGUGCCAGGGUUGAAGCGGCCGACAAAGUGACUGAACGCGAGAAGAAACGACAUAAGGGGAGUCUUUACUUUCGCUUCUUUUUUGGCUACAGAAGCAUCAUCGUGAAAGGGAGAAAGCGAUUUCCAAAGACACCAAGGAUGGCCUUCCAGUUUCUACAUCCAGCAUUGCUAUUCAGACUUCUCCCGAACGAAGCCAUUCCUCUGGGAAACAUGCAACAAUCGCGAACAAAGUUGAUUUCUGAGAUGCGGGCCAGGUCCCCAGUGGAGGCUACCGCGGAGCGAAUGCGUGAGAAACUGCUGCAAAAGCGGGAGCUGCAGCUGCGGGCGCGACUGCUUUCGGCAACGUCUGCACGAAUGAUUCCAAGUGGCUGA